AUGGCGUUUGGAAUUCUGGAACCUAAUGAUUAUCAGGGGCCGGUCACUGGUACCGUGAUCAUGAUGACUGACUCGGGCCACAACCGUCGACGGUCGUCUGCAACUGAGACUGUGGAUGAACCAUCUGUUUCGGAAACUCCGUCGUCAAUACAGUCUGCUGUUUUGGACGGUGAUCAUGAUGUAGAUUUGGAAAAGUCGACUCAUCAUGACGACGGCCUCAAACGUACUGCUAAUGGCAUUGUAUUGAACCCACAGCCUCAUAAUGACCCUAAUGACCCAUUAAAUUGGCCUAUAUGGAAACGAGAUAUCGCUUUGGGUGUGAUAGGAUUCCAAUCGUUCAUUAUUGGUGGUAUGAGUCCACUACUUGCUGCUGCUUUUACUAUUAUGUCUAUUGAAUUUGAUGUUCCUCAGACUACUCUGGCUUAUUUAGUCGGUGCUUAUAUGCUGGCUAUGGGUGUGGGAUCUGUUUUUUUUGCACCAACUGCUGUCCUUUAUGGUAAACGUCUGGUAUAUAUCGUAGCGUUGGUUGUAUUUCUAGUCGGUUGUUUAGUGGGUGGUGCCAGUAAUUCUUUUCGAAUGCUGCUAGGAGCAAGAAUUAUCAUGGGUAUUGGAGGAUCUCCAACUGAGUCUUUACCAUCGGCAUCGAUUGCUGAAAUUUAUUUUUUACAUGAGCGUGCCUACCGUCUGGGUAUUUAUACUUUAUUGAUGUUGGGUGGUAAGAACCUUAUUCCCAUGGUGUCUGGAUUUGUAGUGGGUACGGUGGGAUGGCACUGGAUCUUCUGGAUUCUUUCCAUGAUUGCUGGAAUGAAUCUUUUAUUGACUUUUUUCUUUGUUCCAGAGACAUGGUGGGAUAGAACUCCUAUUCCAAAUAAACAGAGUAUCAAGGAAACAAAGCUAGCACGGGAAGCUCGUGCUAAUUCAUUACGAUCUCGUGCGUCAUCGUUGGGUCAUGUUAAUGAACAAGAAUUGCCAAUGUCCACACCAGAUGCACUAAGAAUUCGUACUCAAAUGUCUCGAAACCCUUCAUAUGCCAAUCCUAUUACCUCACAUACCACUCCCACUAGAAGGUCAUCAAGAGUGUUCCACAAAGACGGAGAUAUAGCAACUCCUAAUAACACCGAUCCUAGUGAGCAUUCUACUGCAACCACUUCGGCAGUAGAACCAACUGUUAGUGCCACCACCAAAGCUGCCAAUACCAGUGCGUCCACGACUGGAACCUCGUCAAAUCACAUACGAGAUCCUGAUUCUCCAUCGCCAGAACAAAGACAGGGCCAACUUCAUACCAAGUUUCAAAUCGACGAUAAUCUCACUCAUCAUGAUCGUGAAGGUAACACCAGCGGUGCGAAUGAUUACUUUUCCAACUUUUCAUCUACUCAUAACUAUAACUCAAACGAGGUGCCAACGACACCUCAGAACCCUCGAACUCACACUGUGCGAAAACCGACAUUCGCCGAUACUGUCGAAAUAGCUCCUAGUCCACCAUCAGCAGAUGCUUUAUCACGACCGUCACUCCCUCGUGGUAUUAGUGCCAGCUCAGCACUCAAUCCCCGGAAACCAUUUAUGAAAGAACUGGCUCUAAUUAAUGGACGGUUCACCAACGAUAAAUGGUGGAUGGUCGCUCUUCGCCCAUUUUUCCUGUAUGCAUAUCCCGGGAUCCUAUUUUCAACAUUUAUCUACUCGUUCAGCGUGGUUUGGCUUAUUGUAAUCUCAGAGACCAUAUCAAAGAUCUUCUCGGCUAGCCCUUACAAUUUCCCCAUCACACCAGUCGGUCUGUUAUAUAUUGCUACGUUUCUUGGCGGAUGUAUGGGUUCUGCCGUUGCUGGUAAGGCAUCUGACCUGAUUGUCCGGACCCUGUCCAAGCGCAACCACGGUGUUUACGAGCCGGAAUUCAGAAUUCUCAUGAUCGGCCCCGUGCUGAUUGCUGUUACAAUUGGCAUGAUGGGAUUUGGAUGGUCUUCUUUUGACAAGGAUCUCUGGAUAGUUCCUGCUAUAUUUUUGUUUGUCAUCGGCUUCGGCUGUUCACUCGGCUCGACCACCGCCAUCACCUACGCAGUAGACUCUUACAAAAUGUUUGCUGCCGAGGCUCUAGUCACAUUCAAUCUAACCAAGAACGUUCUUGGAUUCAUCUUCUCGCUCUUUGUGCCGAAGUUCCUCGAGACCUCCGGUGCACGCACCACUUUCGUGGUUUUUGGCAGUGUUCAGAUAUUUGUUUGUUUAUUUGGAAUUCCCAUCUACAUCUUUGGCAAGCGUAUGCGCCAUUGGACCGACAGGGUCGACAUGAUCCGGUCUCUCUAUGUCCUGGACGACGACGAACCCGCCAACCAUCACGACCCUACUGACUAG
Molecule: messenger RNA, 2343 nt
Organism: Sugiyamaella lignohabitans
Lineage: Eukaryota; Fungi; Ascomycota; Dipodascomycetes; Dipodascales; Trichomonascaceae
Gene: HOL1
Product: Hol1p
Exons: 1
Coding region: 1-2343 (780 amino acids)
Biological process (GO): transmembrane transport
Molecular function (GO): transmembrane transporter activity
Source: RefSeq, a predicted model, not a curated record